CUUCCCCGGCGCAAGCGCGGCGAUUUGUUUACCUCCUUUGCUGAAGAAGUUGAAGUACAGCCGCAGAAGAUAAGAAUUUUGUCAGCUCUUUUAACAAGCUGAACAAUUGUUUGUUGCUGACAUGGAUUUAAAGAUCCCACCACUCACGACUGAGGAUACAAAUGAUCAGGAUGUUGCUGCUGCCAAGACCAAGAAGCCAAGGAAAAGGAUGAAAGAGAUGAGGAAGAAAAUCCAGUCUCAGAUGGAGUUCUACUUCAGUGACUCCAAUCUACAGAAGGACAGAUUCUUGAAGAAAGAGAUUGGCAAGACUGACGAUGGAUACAUAGAUAUUUCUAUAUUUCUCAAGUUCAACAAGAUUCGCCAGCUGACAGACGAAGUCAAGACAAUAGCUAGGUCUUUAAAGAAAUCAAAAUUGUUGGAGGUGAACAGCGAGGAGACAAAGAUCAAGAGAACUGAACCAUUUCAGAGUGUUCCUGAUGUUGACGACCGAACCGUCUAUGUUGAGAACCUGCCACGUACCACUGACCACGAGUGGGUAAGAAGUCUGUUCGCACAGUGUGGCAAUGUACAGUAUGUCAGUCUGCCGAGAUUCAAGAGUACGGGAGAUCUCAAGGGAUUCGGCUUUGUUGAGUUUGCCUCCAAAGAAGAGGCUGCCAAAGCCUGUGAGAUGUUGCACAACCCACCGCCGAUGUCAGGCAAGGCCGGGAGAUUCCCCAAGUGGAACAAGGUGCUGUACCAGCUCAAGAAGAAGUCCGGACAAGACUCCCAUGAAGAUAUGGAGGCCACUGAGAAGUCAAAGGAGAAUGAUGAACCUGCACAGAAACAAUGCAAGAAGCACAAGAAACGUCGGCGUCAUACUAGUGAGAGCAGCGUCGAUUGCUCCUCUGAUUCUAUCCCAGCCAAGAAGAGGAAGACGGAGUCAAGUGAUGGCAGAGAAGAGCCUGAGAGGAAGAAAGAGGUCUGUAAGGACUCGGGUAAAGCUUCGUGCAGUAAGGAACAAGGUAAACUGGAUGAGUCUGUGUCAGAUGGGCUUAAAUCAGAGGAAGAUGAUAGGAAGGAAGGGAAGAAGAAGAAAAAGAGGAGGAAGCAGAGACUUUCAGAUUCUAAUAAAUCUCUUGAGGAAGAUUCUGAGCACACAGACUCCUCUUUUGUGGAGAAGGAAAAGUCUGAAAGAGGGAAACGUAAACGAACAUCAGACAGUCGUGAGAGUGGUGAGUUUUCAGCCCCGCAAGCAAAAGUGUCGAAACCAGACGAUUCUGGUGUUGAUGUGGAGACAGCUGAUGUCAAUACGAAUAAGAAGAGAACUAGAAGGAAGACGAAGAAGAAGAAGAACAAGGAGAAAGAUGUCCCACCACCACAACUCAAAGUCAUCACAAAGCAGGAGUGGCUGAAACUGAGAGAGGAAUAUCUGAGUCAACAGAAGGCCAACAUGGCCGCCCUCAAACAGUCACUACGGAAACAGCGUCUGGAGAAAGAAGCACAACAGAACAAGAUGGAGGAACAAUAUGUCACUAAGGGUGGCGUGCGACCAGCUAUAGAGUAUGUACCUGGGGUCAUAGUGCAGGUCACCUGUAACGACCCCAUGAACAGGAGGACACUGAAGGAAAAGUUGCCUGGUGAAGUCAGUGUGGCCUACUUCGACAUAAAGGACAAUGCUUUGUCUGGCAGCAUCCGCUGUAAUGAUGAGGAGAGUGCAAGGAAGAUCUCCGAGCUGCUUCUAGAAAACCUUACUUUCAACCUGCUUGCUGGGGACAGUGAGAAACAAUACUGGGAGAAGCUAAAGGCAGACAGGGACGAAAAAUUCAAUAAUAAGACAAGGACAAAGAAAAGAGGAACACAGAAGCUUAUAGAGAAGGCUCACAAGCACAAUGCUGAGGUGAUUGCGAAUAAGAAGCACAUUGUGUUUGAAGACUGAUACGGAACUGUGUGACGGAGUGUGACAGGAGAGUGAAUGAGUGACUGAACCCAAGCCUAAAGAAAUAAAUAUUGUCCUAUUCUUA
This is a messenger RNA of Haliotis rufescens (red abalone), 2000 nucleotides long. RefSeq names its product la-related protein 7-like. Gene Ontology annotation, cellular component: nucleus. Gene Ontology annotation, biological process: RNA processing. The transcript is spliced from 13 exons. Bases 122 to 1915 code for a protein of 597 amino acids. The record is from RefSeq and is a predicted model, not a curated record. Gene Ontology annotation, molecular function: mRNA binding. Lineage: Eukaryota; Metazoa; Mollusca; Gastropoda; Lepetellida; Haliotidae.